AUGCCGGCGGUUAUCUUCAAGGCCAGCGACUACUAUGGAAUCAUGGCAGAAGAAUGCAGAUUGACCAUUGUCGGUAAGUUUCUAAGAACUCGACCUCAAAUAGAGAGAAUUCGAUCCAAAUUUGCUGAAAAAGUUAUUGUCAAGGGCAAUGUCAAGAUUGGGUAUAGACGCUCCAUAGAAAUAGAGGGGCAAUACGUUAAGCAGAUUGUUGGACCUAUUGUCACUCCAUUAUCUAUGGAUUUGGCUACUGAUCAUACAACGAGACCAAGUAUGGCUAAGGUAAUGGUGGAGGUAGACCUUACUAAACCUAAGCUAGAGUCGGUGUUUGUUGGUCAGGAAUAUGAGACCAAUCCGCUGAAAGGUUUUACCCAAAAGCUGGAGUAUGAAAAUGUCCCUAAGUACUAUCGACAUUGUAAGUUGCUAGGGCACUCAAUUCUGCAAUGUAGGAAAUUUAUAAAGCUGCCAGAUGGAUAUGAAAAUAACAAAGGAAAAAACAUCACUGACGAUAAGGAUACUAACUCUAAUCAGAUUGAAGGGGGGAAGGAGACACGACAAACAACAUGCAAAAAUCUAGAAAAAAUUCAACAAAAGUCUGAAGAGAAGGAACAAACUCUUGCCAAGAUUCUUUAG
Molecule: messenger RNA, 630 nt
Organism: Nicotiana tabacum (common tobacco)
Lineage: Eukaryota; Viridiplantae; Streptophyta; Magnoliopsida; Solanales; Solanaceae
Source: RefSeq, a predicted model, not a curated record